AUGGGCAAGUCAGAAGGGAGGAUGCACGUCUUCCUGUUGUUUACAGUCACUCUGCUUCGAGUUUGUCAAGGAGUUAAUGACUACGAAAUGGACUUCCCCUGUGCGGACUCAACAUGGACAUAUGUGCCGAGGAGCGGAAAGUGCUACAGGUUGUUUUCCGACACCACGCGAUACAAGCAGAAGGAGGCGCAUGACAACUGCCGAUCCCUGCUGCAAAACUAUCCCACUGUCAGUGUCACGAUUGCCGAAGUUCGUGACUCAGACGAUUUGGAGGCUUUGAAACACGUGUUGGUCCAAAAUUCCCUCAAGGAGAGGGUAUUGCUGAACGCUCGGCGAGACAGUGAGUACUAUGUCCCAUCGGGUACAUUAGAAAACAAUGGACUUGAUGCAACCACAAUUUGCAAUCUCUUCGGGCCAAAUGACAGUCCACCUCAGCAGAAGCACGAAAGGAAUGCUACACUGGAAAGCGAUAAUGCAGUGGUCAAUCUGGACUUCGUGUCGUGGUCGGGAGGAGUGGGCAAUGGGGACUGUCUGGCCGCCUUCUACACCACCGAACGUGUCGGAUCACAGUGGCAAACUGUGGCUGUUGUGGAGGAAGAUGGGUGCGAUGAUGGUCACGCUGUCAUUUGUGAGCACAGGGUGAAGGACUGUGAAAAUCCACCUGGUGGUUUUAAUCCCAACACAAUGCAAUUUAGUCCUACAAAACCACACCCAGGCACGACCACAACAGUAGUCUGCAUGCCCGGGUUCUAUCCUCGACCAGCCAAGAAUUCGUCAGAAGCAGUGCACUCGAAAGUUGACGAUAAGCUAUCACCCGCACAGUUCACAUGUGUUGGAGAACGGGCGAAUCCGGGUGUCGCCGACCCCUCACAAUACCAAGUCCACUUCAGCUACAACGGUUUACCCCUCAAUGAAUGUGACGAAAUGUCAUGUAAACUGGAUCCAACCUCUCUGUGUCACGUGGCAAAUGGGACGAUCAAGCCACCUGACAGAGUCCGUUUUAAGUACGGUGAAAACGUGACUGUUAAAUGCAACGCGGGUUAUGUCUACUCACUGGAUCCAACACAGGAGACGGCGAGCAUGCAGUGUCUCUCAGUGUCAAGCAACAGCCAUCAGGGUGUCUGGUAUCCUGAUCCGUGUCAUGCGUGCAGUGCCAUUCGUUGCAACGAGACGGAGAUGAAUGCCAUGCUACCGGAAUAUGCUUCACUGUCCAGUGCUCGAAGCCGACUAACUGAGGAGGAGUUCGGUCCUCUACAGGUGAAUCAGUUCAGUCAGUUUGGCAAUGUGGUCACCUACAGAUGCUACGAUUCCUACUUCUACCCAGAUCGCAGUUUCGAGAAGUACGUCGAGUGUGACCUCAAGGCGGGAGAGAGCAAUGUGGGCGAAUGGAAGGGAUACAGUGGAACACUUCUACCUCUACCUUCGUCCUGCCAACCGGUCACAUGCAUGUACGAGGAUGUGUUGGUGAAAGGGGACUACAACAUACAGGCCAACUUCACGAUUACAUUCGAGAAUGGCACCAAGGAGACACGCAGCAAACUGAAGCCAGUGUUCUACCCCUAUAUGACAACGAUUCGGUACGUAUGCCAGGAGGGCUACGAGACGGUAACCAAGACGCCGGAUCAGAAUAUCACUUGUGGUCCGGUUGGGCGCUGGACACCGCAGAUUUACGGCUGCAUAACGGUGGCCGAAAGCUUGACCACAAGUUCCGCAGGUCGCUAUGUUCCACCACCAAUAGAGGCCCCCUCGGCUGACCAACUGGGUGCUGUCGUCAUUGGCAUCAUCGUCAUCUUCUUCGUGUCUCUGGUGCUGCUCGAUCUGGCCACUCUGCAUCGUGACAUUGGCUGGUUCUUCAAUAACGUUCGACUGCAGAAGAGACUGUGGCUAGCCAAGAGACGUCUGCGAAAGGCGAAAAGUGAGGCCAAAGCCAAGCAGUAG
Echinococcus granulosus is the source of this 1938-nucleotide messenger RNA. RefSeq lists its product as hypothetical. The record is from RefSeq and is a predicted model, not a curated record. The coding region runs from base 1 to 1938 and encodes 645 amino acids. The transcript has 9 exons. NCBI's taxonomy places the organism in Eukaryota, Metazoa, Platyhelminthes, Cestoda, Cyclophyllidea, Taeniidae.